This is a messenger RNA of Glycine soja, 1512 nucleotides long. Its product is annotated as 4-hydroxy-tetrahydrodipicolinate synthase, chloroplastic-like. Gene Ontology annotation, molecular function: 4-hydroxy-tetrahydrodipicolinate synthase activity. Lineage: Eukaryota; Viridiplantae; Streptophyta; Magnoliopsida; Fabales; Fabaceae. The transcript is spliced from 3 exons. The coding region runs from base 228 to 1325 and encodes 365 amino acids. The record is from RefSeq and is a predicted model, not a curated record.
UUCUUGAUUUAUUUUGCUGUCUGGAACCAUCAAUGGGAUAGCGUAAAUAUUUAUUACACCGAUUCCUUUAAAUAUUAAGUUGCCAAAACAAAAAACAAAUAUUUAUUACACUGAUUCCUUUGGUCAACGCUCGCGAUCUCCCUGUUGGUUCUUUUUCUCUCCGUACCUUGCUCCUCUGUUUUUUCCCAACUAAUUCCAAGCCAAAACCGUUCGGAUUUUUCUUGACCAUGUUGAACAACAAUUGUAGUAGCAGUUUAUUGUUCAGAGGACCCGGUUUAGCCUUUUCCCACUCCAUUGCCACCACUUGCAACAAGAGGAACACAUGCUGGAAGGCUCCACAAGCAGCUGUAAGAAAUGAUUUUUGCCUCCCAAUGAGCAGCUCCGCGGUAAAAAAUAGGACAUCAAUUGGGGACAUAAGGAGUCUGCGACUGAUAACCGCGGUUAAAACUCCAUACCUACCCAACGGCAAAUUUGAUCUUGAAGCAUAUGAUAACUUGGUGAAUAUGCAGAUCGCGAAUGGCGUUGAAGGCAUUCUUGUUGCUGGCACAACUGGUGAAGGCCAACUAAUGACCUGGGAUGAACAAAUAAUGCUCAUUGCACACACAGUUAACAGUUUUGGCAACAAAGUUAAGGUUGUCGGUAAUGCUGGAAGCAAUUGCACAUCAGAAGCAAUCAAGGCCACUGAGAGAGGUUUUGCUGUUGGAAUGAAUGCUGCACUUCACAUAAACCCUUACUAUGGAAAAACCUCAUUGGAUGGUUUGGUUGCUCACUACAAUAGUGUUCUUUCCAUUGGUCCAAUCAUCAUAUACAACAUACCAACAAGGACUAAUCAAGAUAUUCCUCCUAGUGUGGUUCAAAAUUUGGCUCAAAAUCCUAACUUGGUUGGUUUAAAGGAGUGUGUGGGAAAUGAGAGGAUCAAACACUACACAGAUCAAGGAAUUGUUGUGUGGACAGGAAUUGACAAAACAAGCCAUGAUGCUAGAUGGGAUUUUGGUGCUGUUGGAGUUCAAUCCGUUGCCAGCAACUUGAUUCCCGGUUUAAUGAGAGAACUCAUGUUUGAGGGCAAGAAUGCUACACUGAAUUCAAAGGUGAUUCCUCUGUUUGAUUGGCUCUCUCAGGAACCUGUUCCUAUUGCUUUGAACACUGCUCUUGCUCAACUUGGUGUCAUCAAACCGGUUUUCAGGCUACCCCUUUUGCCCUUGCUUGUGGAGAAAAGGAUAGAGUUUGUCAUGUUGGUGAAGGAAAUUGGUAGAGAGCAUUUUGUUGGAGACAAAGAUGUGCAAGUUCUUGAUGAUGAUGACUUUAUCACAGUUGGUAGAUAUUAAUCUAGAUUUUAUCUUCUUCAAGUCUUAUUUCAAGUUACACUUUCUGUUGUUGGCUUUUGUUUUCAUUUUAAGGCUUGUUAAAGUUCAAAUACCAGAUCAUGGGCCAUAGCCAGUUCAAGUAAAAGUAAAGCAGGAUUUGAAUUCUCUUCAUGUCUCAAUUAUAUGGUGGCAAUUACUUGUUUCAAAA